AAAACCUCACCGGAAGUAAAUUAUUGUGAGGACGCUUUGGAGCAUUUUUUUUUUUUUUGCUCGGAGGCUGAAGGAACGAGAUGAGUGUUAGCAUUGUGGUGGAGUACUGUGAGCCCUGUGGGUUUAAGUCUCACUACGAGGAGCUAAAAAGCGCUGUGCUGGAGGAGUUUCCUGAUGUCAGCAUUGACUCCCGUCCUGGCGGUACUGGAGCAUUUGAGAUUGAAAUAAAUGGAAAACUAGUCUUCUCCAAGCUGGAACUUGGUGGAUUCCCCUAUGAAAAAGACUUGAUAGAGGCCAUCCGUAAAGCCAUAAAUGGAGAAGCAGUGGAGAAGAUCACCAACAGCCAAGCACCCUGUGUCAUCUUGUAAGAGCUCUAAGCAUGUGUCCCUCAAACAAAAUGUCCAGUCCUAUGUCUGGUGGGAGCAUACUUGUGAUUCACACUGCGCCCAAUAUUGAUGUCCCUGUAUGGCCCCUGUGGAGAUAAGUCUGCUACCACGCCGAUAUCUGACUGCCUUGUUUGGUGUCUGCACCCACCACAUAACCUGGGUACAAGGUGAAGUCCUCAGCCUAUAUAGAACACAACAUGUGGCUUUGUAAAGUGUACGUACCUGGAUGGACCCCAUUUAUAUUCCUGGACAAGUGCAGCUCCACUACGGUAUCCACUAUGCAGCCUACAGAAUAUGGCAAGUGCAUCCAAAGGGGUUGUAUGAGGUUGUAACUAUUGUUUAUGUCUAGCAGUGCAGCUCAUAGUGUCACGGUGAGGAGGGGCGUUUAAAGAAUAUACUUUAUUAAGUUCACAAAUAACAAAAAAAAGGGGGAAUGUAUAUUAAAAGCCCACAAGUAAAGUAGAGCGAAUAUAUUAACGAACGCUUGAUGGCUAAUGGCGGCAGACUGCCAUCAAGAGUUCGUUAAAAUAUUCGCUCUACUUUGCUUGUGGGCUUUUAAUAUACAUUCCCCCUUUUUUUUUGUUUUAUUUGUGAACUUUUCUGCUCACCGUGACCCUAUUAGCUAUGCUAGAGACGUAUAUCGCCUUCACUUUAUAGUACCGUGAAUCAAUAGAAUUUUAGCUCAACCUCAUUCCCUGAAAUGUGUAAAGGUUGCAAUACCAGACACAACCCAUGGGCAGGAGUGGUGCUUUUUCUUUGGGUUGGGCGGACCUUGUAUUCUAACCUCAGUUCCCCACUUUGUAAAAUGUUUAUGCCAAUAAAUGGAGAAAAUAAAAUAACAAAUGUGAUUCUUCA
Messenger RNA from Bufo bufo (common toad), 1241 nucleotides. It is a transcript of the gene MIEN1, whose product is annotated as migration and invasion enhancer 1. Lineage: Eukaryota; Metazoa; Chordata; Amphibia; Anura; Bufonidae. Gene Ontology annotation, biological process: negative regulation of apoptotic process; positive regulation of filopodium assembly. The transcript is spliced from 4 exons. The record is from RefSeq and is a predicted model, not a curated record. The coding region runs from base 81 to 368 and encodes 95 amino acids.